Messenger RNA from Penicillium olsonii, 2772 nucleotides. The record is from the annotation of a GenBank genome assembly. NCBI's taxonomy places the organism in Eukaryota, Fungi, Ascomycota, Eurotiomycetes, Eurotiales, Aspergillaceae.
AUGGAGCGAAACCGCUAUCCACUGCUGAGUGCGCUUGUCGCGCUCAUCGGAUCCUCCACUGCAAUCUACUCCCCAACGUCCGUAUUUCUGUCCCCGCAACACAAUGAUUCACUGGCCUACAUCCUACGGCCGAGUGCUACCGGCGAAUCUGAAUUUCUCUCCCUGAACCUGUCCAGCACGCUCAAUACCGACAACCUAUCAUACACCGUAUUGGGCAACGCGCCAUCUCACGGUACAGACAGCAACUCGACGGCAAUCCCCACUAUCGAUGACCAAGGCCUGAUCACGCUGUACACGGGCAAUUGCCACAGUGCAACCGAUCACCCAGCACUAUGGCAGUUCCGUCCAGACAUCAACAGCUCAAUUGGCAACGGCACCUGGUCGAAGUUCCCGGUAAACAGCGAUGGAAAGACUGCGCCAAAUUUUCUCGCAGCCGGGUUCAGUUACUCAUCCAGUCACGCCAAGGAGAGCUCCGUCUACGCCUUCGGGGGUAUGUGUCCAUUCGUCAAUAGUACAGACGAGACAUGGAUUGAGGCAGCCAACUAUUCUCAGACCACUGUAGUUCUGGGCCAGAGCCCUUAUUACAGCAACAAGUAUACUGCCGCCACCACUGGCAAUCGGGCGCCUCCUGUCGCGGAAGCCGGAAUGGCUGUGGUUCCCCUGCAGGCUACCUAUUCCACCGGAUCGACGGGCAAACAGCAGGACUUUUUGUUCAUCGGAGGUCAUACACGACACGCUUUCUUGAACAUGUCCCAGCUUGCUGUAUUUUCGUUGCCGCAGCAGAGUUGGAGCUUUGUGUCUGCAAGUGGGCAGUCGACAAAGACCGAGCUAGCCAUUCGGGACUGGACCGACGUUGAGCCUAGAUCCGGUCAUACUGCCAUUCUGUCAGGGGAUGGAAGAAAAGUGUUUGUGCUUGGGGGCUGGGUGGGCGAUACUUCAGUCGCUGCCGAUCCACAAUUUGCGGUUUUGGAGCUCGCGGAAGGAUUUGGAGGAGCUGCUGAGUGGACUUGGACAACGCCUUCCUCCGAUAGCUUGAAAAUUGCCGAUGGAUCUGGAAUAUUUGGUCACGGAGCGGCAAUGCUUCCCGGAGAUGUGAUGAUGAUUUCUGGAGGUUUCACCAUUCCGAAACAAUCAUCGAAACGAGCGGUGUCUGCCACUUCCAAUUCGCAAACCUACCUUUACAAUGUGACAUCAGACAGCUGGGUCACUUCUUACAGCAACCCUGCGGCUGCAUCGGAGUCUGCAUCAAGCAGUGACUCUAAUUCGCUUUCGACAUCUCAAAAAGCCGGUCUAGGAGUUGGACUGGGAAUUGGAUGUCCUGCUGCCAUGGCAAUUCUUCUUUUUGCAUGGAACCAUUACCGAAAGCGAAGCGUGAAGGGGAAAAGAGACUCACAGCUGCGCGAGCUGGCGCUGGGCGCGGAACGGCCUCAUUUCUGGGGUCGAGAUGACCCCAGCCAAGCGAGCAGCAUGCGCAAUUCCGGAAUGAGUGAGAAGAGAGACCCUCCUGCGUACACCUGGUCUUCGAAUAACAGCCAGUCAGCACGCUCCGAUUGGCAAAAUCGACGUGGUAGCGCAGCGGAGAGGACAGGGUUACUCAUGGAUGCUCCUAGUCCGACAAGAAACAACCCUCCCCCGGCGAACGCACGGGCAUAUCCAAAUCGCUGCAGUGAGUACCGACGCAGCGAGGCUACCGAUAUUCACCCGAUCGACGAGCGCGAGGAAGAUGAAGCUGUUUUCCGAGACAAUCUCAUGGCUACAAUUCCCACGGCCUCCCAAACCGCCCCGAAGACCGAGCCCGAGGACCCAUUCUCAGACACUCCAUAUGCCACACCUCGAAGCACUAUUUUCGGCGUUGGCCUGGGCCCGUUUUACACCCGCAAAAAAGAGGCUGGUCAAGAUGCCAGUGGGUCUUCAAGCAGGAGCGAACGAACAACGACAAACCUUUCAGACCGCUCGGCUUUCUCUUUUGCCUCCACACAAUCAAUCGGUCAGGUUCAUCAAGCUCGAGCCGUGAUAAUCGAAAGACCCAAUAGUUGGGGCAGUGGACGCCACUCACUCGAAAACCUCGUCGCAGGCUCAACGCACAGCGACCCAGAUGGUGUCGCGCCAUCCGAGGAUUCUUCUGACUCCUAUUCCACGGCCCAGACCAACAUUUCUUAUCGCCAGGCAGAGAAUGAUUCUCUCCUCUUUGAUCCUUUGGAUCACCCCACUCCACUGACAAGCUACGAGCCAUCCUCGCCUUCCAAACUCCCACGCCAGAAAUCUCGAUCCUCCUCGGGCUGGGUGAUGAACACCAUGCGCAGAGCUCUCACCAUGUCCCGCCGCGAUGCCCAAUACUCUUCCACCGAGAGCAGUGAAGCCUCAGGGGCCGACCGCCGCAGUAUAGCCCUCAGCUCUGACCGAGAAUCACCAUCCUCUUCAGUCACCCCUCGACGCACGGUCAGUGCAUCGGCCGAACUCUUCCGUCGUAAACAGGGCGCCAAGGACUGGAAUGCCAAACGAGUCUCGGACGAUGUCUUCAACACCGCCCGCCCAACCCGUGAUGAUCUCUUCAGGGAUGCACCGGGAUAUCUGGGCAACGACGCCAUGACCGAUGACGAGGGCGAUGUUCAUGAUUGGGACUUGGAGGGGACUGCCGAAGGCCGUCGCGUGCAAAUGACAUUCACUGUCCCACGGGAGAAAUUACGGGUUGUCAAUGCCACUGCUGGUGACAUGGACAAUAUCUCUGAGCUCUCAGCUAGCCGGCCUGGUAGUCGCAGGGUGAGCACAUGA